Molecule: messenger RNA, 4435 nt
Organism: Blepharisma stoltei
Lineage: Eukaryota; Ciliophora; Heterotrichea; Heterotrichida; Blepharismidae
Source: the annotation of a GenBank genome assembly
AUGGAACACCCUGAGCUCGAAGACGACUUAAUGGAAAAGGUCGAAAAAGCUAUAGGUCCUGCCCAAAAACUAGCAGCUUUAAAAUCCCUAGCAGACUUAUAUGGCAAAGAAGGCUACAAAGAGCGGCAAUUGCAAUACAUUUUAAUGUGUCUAGAAAUUAGCAACGGUGAUGACAAUCUUUGGAGAGAGUUAGGCGAAGCCGCUUUACAUCUAGAAAGACUCCCAUUAGCAAUUUAUUCUUAUAAAGCCUGUGUGAAGCUUAAAAAUGCCCCAGAAAACAUAUAUGGCCUAGCCCUUGCCAAAGCAUUAUCUUAUGACUAUGUAAAUUCCCUGGCGAUUUUAAAUUUUUUAAUAGAGACUCAAAACUUUGAACCCGCCCAAGAUCUGAAAAAAUUUGUUAUGUCAAAAAUAAAAAAUGAAGAAGCUGCAGAAAGCCCUAUAAAAAUUGCAUGGCCAGCGCUGAAACAGGAAGAGCCAUAUAAAAGUAUAGUGAAAAAGGUAUCAAAUCUGUAUUCACUGAUUACAACUGCAAGAAUUCUAUGAUAUAUUUGAUAAAUAGAGCCAAGUUUAUGGGUAGAUUUGGCUUAUUUUAGUUAAAAUUAAGGAUUUAUAUUGAGAAAAGUGAAGUAAAAUUUUAGGUAAAGGGAUAGUUGACCAAGGAAAAUGGGAUUCUAAAGUAAAAUUCGAACUCUCUACAAGUGCUGCAGAAAAAGCUAUUACAGCCAAGCCUGCUCCUGUUGUAAUAAAUCCUUGCUGAGACUUCUGUGAGCAGGUAAAAAAGAUUGUGCUUGAUAAUACAAAUGAAACAUUUUUAGCUGUAGUUUGGGAUAAGACUUUCCAACUAUCUGUCAUCAGUACCAAAAUUACAGCUAUGCUAGAAGAAGAAAUUAAGCCUUUUUUCAGUUCCCCAAUGCUGCUCCGGCACAUCUGCCGAGAUCUCUUUCCUUUGCUUCUAAAAAACAACCCAAGACCGUCUACAUUGCUUUCAAACGAAAUUGGCCCUGAAAUCUUGCACAUUUAUUUCCAAUGCGAAGCUUGGACUGAUUUAUCUGACGAAUUGUUAACUUUAUUAUAUCUUUUUUACUUACUCCCUCCCCCCCCCCCUCCGUGAGCGAACAAAAAAAUUUUGUUCGCUCACGGAGGGGGGUUAAUUUUUUUUUUUAAAAAAAAUUUAUAUAUAAAUUUUUAUAAAAAAUAUUUUUUUCGAAAUUUAAAAAAAUCCUAAUUUGCAAAAAUUGGGAAGCAAAUAUUAAUUUAAUUUGCAAAAUUUAUGUUUUAAAACGCAAUUUGUUUAAAAUUAAACAGAAUUAGCUCUAGAUUUCAUUAUACUAAUUAUCACUUAUAUAUCAAAAUUUUUUUCCAUUAAAAUUUUUUCUAUUAAAAAAAAUUUUUGUUCACUCACGGAGGUGGGUUUUUGGUCAAAAAAUGGCGAUUUUUCUAAUGGUUUUGUUCGCUCACGGAGGGGGGGGGGGAGUUAAAUAUUCUCAAAAUAUAUUAUAUAUUUUUCAUCAAAUAAAAAGCUUGACGAUAAGCAAUUGCUCUUUUUUUUUAAAAAAAAUAAAUAAAAUAGCAGCAGCUGCUAUUAGCAAAAUUUCUACUGAAAAUGGUAUAAAUUAUAUAAAAAUUAAUUAUUUAUAAUAUUAAGAAUAGAGCUAUCUAAUGAAGAAAAUAUUCCUGCAGAUUUCAGAAUCUCGCUAAGGACAAAAUUAAUUAUGAAUCUGCCUGAGUCUGAUAAUAAAGAAAUAAAAGCAAGAACUUUUGCAGCAUUGGCACUCUCUCAUUUUAAGUCACGGGAAAAAUUUGAAAAAAAUCGAGAAGAUUUAAUUCAAGAAUUAAUGCAUGCUGAACAUUUGGCAGAAAAAGCUAUAAAUGAGCUCCAAGGGGCGACGAUUUAUAUGUGGUGAACUGAUACUCUUUUGAAUGAGAGUACUCUUAAUAAGCUGAGAAAUGAUGUAAAAGUGGAUUAUGCGCUGCUGGAUUUUGAUAAACUAGCAAAAGUUACACAAAAGAGUGUGGAGCCGAUUUUAAGGAUGCUUGACACAUGGAGCAAAGUGCUGCUUGUGCAUUCAGCGAAUGAUGAUCCAUCGUUUUAUUGGAAAAAAAUGAAAAUCCAAUUAAAAAUUUUAACAAAAUUUUCAUUAAAUGACACAGAAAAAAACCAGCUCUGCACAAUUUUAACCAGAUAUGUAUCUGUUCUCCUAUUCAACGCAGAAGAAGGAGUUUCCUUAAAAAAAGAUUACGAUUUUCCAUUACUAAUGGAAACCCUAACCAAACAGCUAUCCCCGUUUAAUGUCUUAGAAAAAUCUCAAGUCUGCAAACUGUCUAUCUCCCUAUUAACUCUCAUGAGGUACGUCCCUAAGCUCUAUAACUACCUCCCUUUUUUCCUAAAAAGAGUCUUCAAAGUUAUAAAGCCUUCAAUCAUCCCUGAAAUUUUCGACGUUUUUCAUAAAAAUUUAAAACUUUUUGAAAAUGAUCUCGAAAAAGAUUUUCAUCAAAAAUUGUGCCAGCAUUUUGAAAAAGUCUGCUUUGACCAAGAAAAAGAAAAAUUGUUAAAAAUUAUUUAUAGAUGGAAUUAUGGACUAGGAGAUAAAGUAUGCAAAUGCGGGAAAAAAAUAUCGACAAAUAUACUGGCCUUGCCGAACUCUCCUGAAAAGCUUUUAAGAUUUUUAAAGACUUCAGAAGAAAAAUAUGAGGAUUAUUCAUAUCAAUCCCCUGAGAUAUAUAAAAAUAAAAAAUGCUAUACUCUACUAGAAGUGCUUAACCAGAAAGAUUAGAUUAUUAGAGGGUCGAGAGGGAUUAUUGCAGCUCACGGAUAGGCUUCGUGCUAGUACUAGGCGGCGCUAUCUUCACAUUUGCCCUUUUAUUCCUAAUGUCACAAAAAAUGGUGACUUAGAGGGUCUCUUGAGAGACCGUCCUAUACAUAUCAUUGGUCCCAGCAAACGAAAAAGACUCCCUGAGCCUCUUCACAGGGCUUAGAGUCUGGAUGGCCGCCUUUGUCUCCUCUAUAGCCCGUCUGAGCCAUAUUACAGGCUCGGUAAUACUCCCAUAAGUACUGAGGGACCUUGUGCCGGUAUGUACGUCUGCAAGCCAGGAAAAAAGGAUUAAGUGUCAGCCCUUUGAACCAAAACUCCACCCAGAGAACUACCACAAUGUGGCUUCUUUUCUCUGUGCCUGAAUCAACCCACGGAAAACCAGAGGCCACGUCAAAUAAAGCCAUUUUAACAAUUCUUAACCAGAAAGAAGAGACUUUAUUUAUUGAUUGCCCAAAGCAUAAUAAUUUUUUGCAUAUGGUCAACAGUGAAGAAAUACCAAUAUUAAUGGACUGUUGUAAUAAAGAAAAAAGAGAAAUUGCUUCAGAAGCAUUUAAAAGAAUGGCUUGCUAUAAUUAUGAGUCAUCUAAAAAAAACGAGCUGAAAAAGAGAAUGGAUUUUUUAAAAGAAGCCAGAAAAUUUAUCAUAAAAGCAAUAGAGCUUUGUCCAGGAAAUUCCGAGUAUUGGCUGAUAUUAGGCCAAAUCUCGUUUUGGAAAUGAAUUUGGGGAUUUUUUGAUAUUUUUUAUAGCAGUGAUAAAUAUUUCGCAAAAUUUGAAGAUGGGGUAGAAGCGGUGCAUGCUUACAAUAUAGCAAUAAAAUUGGAAAAUAAAAAUAAACAGUACAUUUAUGAAGCAAAAUCAGUUUUAUGUUACUUUUUAAGCUCAAUAGACAAAGAAUAUUUUUUCGAAGCACUAAAAUCAGUUGACGAAGCUUAUGGUUUAUAUAAAAUCCAUUCAAAUAUUAUAUGUGUAAUAUACGGACUUAUGCUGACCAAAUCUAAAAACCCAGAAUCUACCCAUAUUUUAAUAGGGCUUUCCCCUUAUAGUGAAAUUGCUAAUUAUAAAAUGAACCCUACACAAGAAAACCUAGCUUUUGUUAACCUUCAAGAUGAUCAUUAUUGCAAAUAUUUAUACCAUAAAAACAGCAAUUCUUUAUAUACUUUACUUAUUGAAAACAAUUUUAUAGGCUCAUAUGAAGCCAAAAGUGAAUUUGAGAUUUUUAUGGAAAGGCCGUUUUUUAUGUGAAAUUUAAUUUCAAAAGCUGGGAUUCAGUGUGUGAAACAGGUAAAAACGGAAGGGAAAGAAAAAAUAAUAGAAAUUAUUGAAAAUGUUUUAGCGAUUAAGAAAGGAAGAAGAAAUAAAGCUUUAUCAAAAAUUUUUAUGGCGUGCUUACACUGGCAAUUUUAAUAAUGAUUAUAAUUAAAAAUUAACCUAAUAAAUAUCUUUUAUUUAAAAUUUUAAAAAAUUAAUGCUGUAGUUUUUUGUUGAUUAUUAAAAGGAGAGAGUUAGAGGAAUUAAUUGUUCAAGGAUAUAAUCAAGAUGCGCAAAAAUACCUGGAAAAAAUUUCAAUGCUGACUCCUCAAGAAAAGAAAGAAAUCAAGGUGAAACUUGGAGCUGAUAUAUAA